AUGUUAGAAGUAGUAGACAUACAGAAUAUUUUACAAAAACAAAUUACACAUGAUGUAAUAAGUAAUGUACAGUAUAUAAAUAAUAUUAAUAUUAUAUAUUAUUAUAUAUUAAUGAAUAUUAAUAUUAAUGAAAUAUUACCAAAUAAGGAUAAUACGUUAUUUAGUAAAAUUAUUGGAUAUAUUUACAGUAAAGAUAUAAAGAAUACAUAUUUAGAUAUAAAUAAGACUAACUUAGAUAAUACUACAGUAACAAAUGAGAUACUUAAUAAGAUAUCUAAAUAUAUACAUAAAGAACUUAAUGUAUACAGUACUAAUAACACAAUAAGUGACAAGUUAUACAAUAGUACAGAAUAUAAUACACAUAGUACAGUAAGUAAUGAUAAUAGCACAGAAUAUAAUAUGUAUAGUACAACAAGUACUAUUAAUAAUACAAUGUGUGAUAAUAGUACAGGAUAUAAUACACAUAGUACAGUAAGUAAUGAUAUAUUAAGUAAUAGUAAGUAUUUAGUCUUAUAUGAUACUGUAAUAGACACUUAUACUUACAAUAUCUUACACAUCCUAUUAAGUUAUACUUGCUCAUUGCUUAAAAACAACCAAUAUUAUCAGAGUGUAGACGUACUUCCAUUCGAUGCAUUAUAUAAUGAUAUAUUACCAGUAAGUUUACACAACUAUAUAAUCAAUGAGUUAAAUAUUCUGUAUACAUUAUUAAGGCAUGAUACAGCAGAAGAGGACUUACACGAUAUAUUUCAGAACAUAAAGAGCUUAUACUAUUACUACAACAGGAUAAUGAAUAUACAAAGUAUAUAUAAUAUAAAAAAAAGCAGUUAUAUAAUUAAUUAUAUAAACAAUAACUGUAAAAACAUUCCCAAUAAGGAAAUAGAUAAAUUUUUAAAUAACAAAAAUUUACUAUACGAAAAUUUAAACAAAUUUUAUAACGAAUUCCAGUAUGACACAAUAAUUGCACUAAUUCAGACCAGGACAGGCUCAGGCACGCCAAUAUUUGACAGAAUCCAUAAAGAUGACUUUUUAUGUAAUGUAUUGCAUAAGGUUAAUGCAAAACACACCAUAACUUAUUACACAUACUACAUUAUGUAUUCGAUAUGUAUAUCAGUAUUAAUUGGUAUAGGUGUAAUAAUUCUAUUAAAUAAUACACUAUGUGUAAAAUAUUCUAGUAAUUAUAACACAUUGUAUAUAAAUAAGUAUAUGAGUAUAUUACUUAUUGCUAGUACCAUAAUAAGUUCUGUACAAUUACAAACCCAUCUGCUUAACUAUAAAAAGAGUAUUUUAUCAUUAUUAGAAAAUGAAUAUGAUAAAUUAUUUAUGAGUGUAUGUGUAAUAAGUAUUAUAUCUAUAUCAAUUUUUUAUAUUAAUCCGUUAAUUAUUACAAAUAAUUUAUUUAAAUUAAUUAUUACUAUAUUUAGUAUAUUUAACGGUAUUUUUUGUUUUUUUAACAAUUAUAUCAAAAAAGGAAAUAUAUUUAAUUAUAAAAAUAUUAUUUAUACAGUAAUUUACAUCAUAAAUAUAUUAUUUAUAACAUAUUUAUUAUAUAAUUAUAAUAUAAUCUACACAUUUAACGGAUUAUAG
Messenger RNA from Nematocida parisii ERTm1, 1584 nucleotides. RefSeq lists its product as uncharacterized. Lineage: Eukaryota; Fungi; Microsporidia. Bases 1 to 1584 code for a protein of 527 amino acids. The record is from RefSeq and is a predicted model, not a curated record. The transcript has a single exon.